This is a messenger RNA of Polistes dominula (European paper wasp), 7235 nucleotides long. RefSeq names its product chromodomain-helicase-DNA-binding protein 1 (gene Chd1). Gene Ontology annotation, molecular function: ATP-dependent chromatin remodeler activity; ATP hydrolysis activity; chromatin binding. Lineage: Eukaryota; Metazoa; Arthropoda; Insecta; Hymenoptera; Vespidae. Gene Ontology annotation, cellular component: nucleus; chromatin. Gene Ontology annotation, biological process: nucleosome organization. The record is from RefSeq and is a predicted model, not a curated record.
GGAAAUGACGAAGCAUCGUGUCUCGAAUUCUCGGCCAGGCCUUCCUUUUCCGGUGCGAUGUGCCACGGGUCUUUGGGUAAUAUUUUUCGUCUUUCAUUCUUGUCAUUAUACGUUAGUUCCAUAUACUACGAAAGACGCAGGCUGAUUUUCAUUGGAACGGGUAACACUUAGCAACAUUAGAAUUAUAUUAUUUUCAUUUAUUUUAUUUUAUUUUUUAUCUUAGAUGAUAAACAAAUUAUCAUUGGGAUAUUUGACCUGCCUUUCUUUAACGUAAAUUACCCAAUCUGAUGAAAAACGGCAGCUAAAUAUACCUAUAUAUUUUAUUUCUUGUUAACCGUUCUAUUCAUCAAUGUCAUUUCGAAGAAAGAAGCCAUUUUACAAACAUUUUCUCUCUCUCUCUCUCUUUCUCUUACUCACACAUGUGCAUAAAUUUUGCAUGGUGUCAAAUCGACCUUUCGUAUCAACUGUCUAACAUUCAUACAAAGUUUAUUAUUAUUACUCGUUAAUUAUGGUCGUUACCAUCUUCCCAGUGCCUAUUGGUUCAUUCAUUGUGUGACCUAGAGAAUAUUAUAAGUUCCCUGAGCUUGUUUUUUGAUCAAACUCGAAACAUAUUGUGUGCCAUCAUGUUGAAUUAUUGGAAUAGCAUAACGUAAGAAUCUUUCUAUCUUUUAAACGCAUCUAAUUGUGAAAAUCCAAUAAUUGUUCGAUUGGAAAGAUCGUUGCCAACGGUACAAAAUGAAAUUUAACGUAGUAUUUGUCUUUUAUAGUUACGUUUUACGAAUUUCUAGUUCUUUUUUGAUGUAAAAGAAAUAUUUCGUCGAAACAAUUUUUUUUGUCUUUUUCAAUUUUCAAAUAUCAAAAAUAAGUUAUUUAAAGAUCAUGUCUCAAAAAAAAGAACAAAAAAAAUAAAAAAGUAUCUCGUUCUAACGGUGUAAAAAUAUGCAUGUAGUACGUGACCACAUCGUAUAAGAUUUUAUGUUAAUUGCGCAUUUGACUGGAUAAUAUCGAAAAACCGACGCGCCGUGCAUUCUGGGUAAAAUUUCCGUGAGUAAUAAAAAUGGCUGUCUUAACAAUGAUUUCCGUUUUGUAAUGUACUUAAAAACGUAUAGUAUAUACGUAGUUAAUAUGAGAAGAAAAUUGAAAGAUUUGGAUUAGAAAAAUAAUAUUAUAUAAAGGACAGGAUAAAUUUUAGUUAAUUUUUAUAGUAAAAAUAUCUUUUUUGAUUUGUCUAAUUUAUUUGGGAGGAUAAAGAAGUGUGAAGAAAGUUUGAGGGCGCUGUAGUCGAAAGGCCAAACGUUGCAUGCUGGGACGAUAGGUAGGGGGAGGGCGAAAGAACGAGUCCGAAUCUCACAAAAUGGAGACGAAACUGAGGUCUGCGAACAUAUAGUACGAUAAAAUUCAAUAAGUUUGCACAAUGUCGCAACGUUGUACAUCAUUAGUCGAUUAAUAUUGCGAACACGUGUGCGCGAAUUAGUUUAUUUUUCUUAAAUUAACGUGAGAUUGUGCGUGGUGCUUCAUUUAUUCGAGAUUCGAUGCGACGCGUAGACGAUACGAUGCAGAAAACGUUUGACUCUGAAUCCGGUAAGGAAUCUGGCUCAGAUUCUGAAAAUGAAAGUAAAAGCGAUAGUUCCUCUUCUGGAAGCAACUCAGCAUCUGGCUCUGGCUCAGAUAGUGACUCUAGCUCCUCGAGUGGUUCCGGUUCAGGAUCAGGUUCAGAUUCUGAAAAAUCAGAGCAAUUGGAUGCACCUGCACAGAGUGAUAGUUUACAAAGCAAAUCUUCUAAUCACAGCACAGAAACAAAACUUAGGCUUAAAAAUGAGUCUAGUCGUGAAUGGGACGAGAAUCCUGAUAUUUAUGGCAUUAGGAGAUCUGGACGUUCUAGAAAAGAGCCAGAGAGGCUUGCAACCCAACGCGAAAGCGACAGUGAAGGUCGCAAGAGAUAUAAGAAAAAGAGCUCACACAAUGCAUGGAAUUCUGAAAGCUCAGAAUCAGAAUCUGAUGAAGCUGAAAAUAGACGACCACCACCAGCUAGCAAAUCUUUAAACAGGCGUGCAGCACAAAAAGCCAAAGAAAAAGCUAGAACACGUAAAAAGAGAAUUUCUGAAUCUUCUGAUAAUUCAUCAUUUGACAGCGAUGAUAACAGAAGGCAAGUUACGAGAAGAACAGGUACUGCUGUUAGCUAUAAAGAAGAGAGCGAAGAAGGUACUGAUAGCGAAGACUUGGUGGAAGUCGAUGAAGUGGCACCUACUAAUGCGGAACCUGAUAAUGCGGAAACGGUUGAAAGAAUUUUAGGACAAAGAAUAGGGAAAAAGGGUGUUACAGGAAAUGUAACCACAAUUUAUGCAGUAGAAGAAAAUGGUGAUCCUAAUCCGAAGAAUUUAAGCUCAGAAGAAACUGAAAAACAAUACUUAAUUAAAUGGAAAGGGUGGUCGCAUAUACAUAAUACGUGGGAAUCUGAAGAUUCUUUAAAAGCACAAAAGGUUAAAGGGUUAAAGAAAUUAGAUAAUUUUAUUAAACGCGAACGAGAUAUAAAACAAUGGAGAGAUCAAGCUGGACCCGAGGAUAUCGACUAUUUUGAGUGUCAGUGGGAAUUACAACAAGAACUUUUGAAAAGCUAUAACAAUGUGGAAAGAAUUAUUGCUGAAUACAACAAGCCAGAUUCAGGACAUCCUGAUUAUUAUUGUAAAUGGGAAAGUUUACCGUAUGCCGAUUCUACGUGGGAAGAUGGUGCAUUGAUAAUUAAAAAAUGGCCCGAGAAAAUCAAGGAGUUUCGUGAUAGAGAAGAUUCUAAAAGAACACCAAGUAAGCACUGUAAAGUGCUUAAAGCUAGACCUAAAUUUCAUCAAUUGAAAAACCAACCCGAAUAUAUGGGAAAAGGAAAAGAUUUAGUCCUAAGGGAUUACCAAAUGGAUGGGCUAAAUUGGAUGAUUCAUUCUUGGUGUAAAGAGAACAGUGUCAUUUUAGCUGAUGAAAUGGGUCUCGGAAAAACAAUACAAACCAUAUGCUUCCUUUAUUAUCUUUUCCAUACACAUCAACUUCACGGACCGUUUUUAUUAGUAGUACCUCUUUCAACAAUGACUUCCUGGCAAAGAGAAAUGGCCCAAUGGGCACCUGAUAUGAAUUUUGUUACUUAUUUGGGUGAUGUAACAUCUCGAAAUGUAAUACGAGACCACGAGUGGUGUUACAGUUCUAAAAGAUUAAAAUUUAAUGCAAUACUUACAACCUACGAGAUAGUACUUAAAGAUAAAACAUUUUUGGGUGCCUUAAAUUGGGCAGUGCUUUUAGUCGACGAAGCUCAUAGAUUAAAAAACGAUGAUUCUCUCCUUUAUAAAGCUUUGUCCGAAUUUCAUACCAAUCAUCGUCUUUUAAUAACCGGCACUCCACUACAAAACAGUUUGAAGGAAUUGUGGGCUUUGCUUCACUUUAUAAUGCCUGACAAAUUUGAUUCUUGGGAAGAAUUUGAACAGGAACACGAUAAUGCUGCCCAAAAAGGUUAUUCUAAGUUACAUAAACAAUUAGAACCUUUUAUUUUAAGACGUGUUAAAAAAGAUGUAGAGAAGUCCUUGCCAGCUAAAGUCGAACAGAUUUUACGCGUUGAAAUGACGUCCUUGCAAAAACAAUAUUACAAGUGGAUAUUGACCAAAAAUUACAAUGCUUUGCGCAAAGGUGUUAAAGGCUCGACUAUGACAUUUCUUAACAUAGUAAUAGAAUUGAAGAAAUGUUGCAAUCAUGCUUUUCUAACUAAACCGACUGAAAGUGAAAGAAAAGAUAGCAAUGAAGAUUAUCUACAGCAAUUGAUUAGAGGUUCAGGAAAAUUGGUACUUUUGGAUAAACUUUUAGUCAGACUUCGUGAAACCGGACAUAGAGUAUUAAUAUUUAGUCAAAUGGUUAGAAUGUUGGAUAUUUUGGGAGAAUAUCUACAAAAACGACAUUUCCCAUUUCAACGAUUGGAUGGAAGUAUAAAAGGUGAAUUGAGAAAGCAAGCCUUAGAUCAUUUUAAUGCCGAAGGUUCUCAAGAUUUUUGUUUUUUACUAUCAACGAGAGCCGGUGGACUUGGAAUUAAUCUUGCCACUGCUGACACAGUAAUUAUUUUUGACUCGGAUUGGAAUCCACAAAAUGAUUUACAAGCUCAAGCUAGAGCUCAUAGAAUCGGACAGAAAAAUCAAGUUAACAUAUACAGAUUAGUGACCAAAAAUUCUGUUGAAGAAGAAAUAGUUGAACGAGCGAAACAAAAAAUGGUUCUUGACCAUUUGGUUAUCCAAAGGAUGGAUACAACCGGAAGAACAGUUUUGGAUAAAAAGAAUGCAGGGACCAAUAAUAAUCCAUUUAAUAAAGAAGACUUAAAUGCCAUUUUAAAAUUCGGUGCGGAAGAAUUAUUUAAAGAUGAAGAAGACGGCGAUGAAGAACCUACAUGUGAUAUCGAUGAAAUUUUAAGAAGAGCUGAAACCAGGGAUGAAGGACCUGCUACUGUAGGAGAUGAAUUGUUGUCUGCAUUUAAAGUAGCAAGUUUUGCCGCAUUCGAAGAAGAAUCAGAACCUGUCAGCCAACCUAACGAUAACGACGAUGAAAGUAAAGACUGGGCUGAGAUAAUACCCGAAAACUUCCGUAAAAAGGUUGAGGAAGAAGAAAAAUCUAAAGAAAUGGAAGAUCUUUACCUUCCACCCAGAAGUCGUAAGACUCUUCAACAAAUUAAUCAAACUGGAGACGGAAGAGGUAGAAAAAGAAAAAAGACACCAGAUGACAGCGAGGAGGAACAAGAAUCUGGCAGCGAAGUUGAAGGUAGCGACGACGAGAGACCUAAAAAGAGAGGAAGACCACGAGUAACACCACGUGAAAAUAUAAAGAGUUUUACAGAUGCGGAAAUUCGAAAAUUCGUGAAAAGUUAUAAGAAAUUUACAGCACCUUUGAAAAGAUUAGACGACAUUGCUGCAGAUGCUGAAUUACAAGAAAAACCAAUGUCAGAGUUACGUUAUUUGGGUGAACAAUUGCAAUCUCGUUGUGAGGCUUGUUUAUCUGAAUUUGAAAGUACUGCCAAAGAAAAUAAAGGUGAGGAGGAGGGUAAAGGACCUGGUCGUAAAAGAGGAAGAGGUCCUACGUUCAAAAUGGGUGGCGUUAUGGUCAAUGCUAAAUCAUUUUCUGCUGCUGUCAAAGAAUUGGAACCUUUAGAUCAAGCACUUCCCUCAGAUGCCGAACAAAGAGCUAAUUGGCAUCUUGAUAUUAAAGUUAAGCCAGCUAACUUUGACUGCGAUUGGACCAUCGAAGAUGAUUCUAGGCUUUUGAGAGGCAUAUACCAACAUGGUAUGGGCUCUUGGGAAGCUAUCAAAACCGAUGCUAGUUUAAAACUUACUGAUAAAAUUCUUCCUAAUUGUAGUAAGGUUCAGUUCAAACGAGUGACAGCUCGUGCUGAAUACUUAUUAAAAGUUCUUAAAAAGCAAAUGGAUUUCAAGCAUGGCGUGGCCCUAAUAAAGAAAGAGGAAGAUGUCAUCGUGAAAAAAGAAAUUAAAGAAGAAUCCGAAGAAGUAUCAGAAGAAAAAAAGAAAGAAAAGAAAGUUAAGAAAGAUAAAAAGGAAAAUAAAAAGGCUAAAAAAAGUAAACAAACUGCAGGACCUAUGCAUUUCACUGCUAACAACGAGCCACGAGCUCUUGACGUUCUUGGUGAUUUAGAUCCAUCUAUCUUUAAUGAGUGUAAAGAAAAGAUGCGUCCAGUGAAAAAAGCUUUAAAAGCUUUGGACAAACCAGACGAAUCGUUGAGCGCGGAAGAUCAAGUUACUCACACACGCCAAUGUUUAGUUCAAAUUGGAAAUCAAAUAAAUACUUGUUUGGCAGAAUAUAGAGAACCAGUGCAAAUAAAAGAAUGGCGAAGCAAUUUAUGGUAUUUUGUAUCAAAGUUUACAGAAUUUGAUGCUAAAAAGCUCUAUAAAUUAUAUAAACAUGCAACAAGGAAGAGUAAUGGGGAUAACAAUGUGAAUGUGAGUUCUAGUCCUGACAAAAAGGAAGAGGCAAAUAAUUCUAAGAAACACGAAAAAUCUUACGACAAGCACAAUGAUAAACAACUAAUGGAUUCAAGUAACAAAGAAUCACGACAAUUAAAGCGUAGAAUUGAUGAUGUGGAAGACAGUUCUAAUAGCAGUAUGCCAAGUAAGAAAACUGUUAACACAGCUAUUAAUGCUGUGAGUAAUAUCAGUAACACUUCGGCUGUUACUAUCGGUACUAUUACGAUAACUCCUAUAACAUCAACUGCAAAUUCUACAUCAAAUACAACUAAUACUACGGAUACGUCAAGGCAUAAAGAACAAAAAGAUUCUAAGUCCAAAGAUAUGAAACGAGAUCGGGAACGUGACAGAGACAGAGAUAGAAGUCAUAAUGACAGAGGAAUGGACAGAUUAAAUUGCGUUAAAGAUGAACGCAUCAGAAGGGAUAGUGGUGGUUAUAGUAUGGGUGGAGGACACUAUAGCGGUAAUAGAGAUGAAGAUCACUGGAUAUUACCUAGAGAUACCAGAGAUAUAAGAGAUGGAAGAUUUACAGACCACAAACGUGAUAGAUUUGAAUCCUAUGGUCGAUUAUCUAGUGGAUAUCAUCGUGACAGAGAAAGGGACAGAGAUCGUGGCAUGCACAUAAACGAUAAAAGAAGUGAUUAUUACAGAUAUCCGUCUGGACCACCUAAUUACGGUUACGGUCCAGGUAGUUACGCAAGCGGAGGAGGUGGAGGAUACGCACCUAAUGAUAUGCCACAAAGUCAUUUUAGAGGUCGAGGUUAUCCCGGAGAUAAUUAUUCGAAUGAAUGGCGACCUAGCAAGGAUUAUAGAAGAGAUUAUGAUAGGAGGCCGCCACCACCAAAUGCCAAUUCCUAGUGCUCCUUUUUUCGGGCGCUCUUGUGUAUUGUCAAGCAAGUUUGAAAUUUCGUUGAAACAUCAUGUAAUUUUACACUAAAACAGCACUUUAAGUAGUGCUAAUUAACAGAAAGGAAAUUUGUGUUAAAUGUAUUUAAUAUUCAAUAUAUAUAUAAUCCUUUCUGUUAUUUAUCACCACUUGUGAUUUGUAGCUAUGUUAAAAGUCGAUUAUCCUUCACUGCUUAGUUAACACGCAACAAAAUUAAUUUUAUUAAGAUUGGCAAGUACGAUCGUAUUUAAAACAUACUUUAAUGAUAUAUAAUAGAUUGUGCAGAAAAGAAGUAAUGAUAUACUGAAAUAUAUAUAUAUAUAUAUAUAAAUAAAUAUGUAUAUGAAAUACAUAUU